Molecule: messenger RNA, 923 nt
Organism: Xyrauchen texanus (razorback sucker)
Lineage: Eukaryota; Metazoa; Chordata; Actinopteri; Cypriniformes; Catostomidae
Product: prefoldin subunit 5-like
Exons: 6
Coding region: 24-485 (153 amino acids)
Biological process (GO): protein folding; regulation of DNA-templated transcription
Cellular component (GO): cytoplasm; prefoldin complex
Source: RefSeq, a predicted model, not a curated record
AGUUCCAUUAUUUUAUUGUCAUCAUGGCGGUGAAUCUGACUGAAUUGUCUCUACCUCAAUUAGAGAGCUUGAAAACUCAACUUGAUCAGGAAACAGAGUUCCUGUCAUCCUCCAUAGGUCAGUUGAAAGUCGUCCAAACAAAAUACGUGGAGGCUAAAGACAGUUUGAAUGUGCUCAACAAGAAUAAUGAAGGAAAAGAACUACUUAUCCCUCUCACCAGUUCUAUGUAUGUACCUGGAAAACUGCAUGACGUAGACCAUGUCUUCGUGGAUGUUGGAACAGGUUACUUUGUAGAGAAGAAUGUGGAGGAUGGAAAAGCGUUCUUUAAACGCAAAAUUGACUUCCUUACAAAACAAAUUGAGAAAAUUCAGCCUGCUCUUCAAGAGAAACAUGCUAUGAAACAAGCUGUGGUUGAAGUUAUGAACAUGAAGCUCCAGCAACGGCACAGCCAACAAGCAUCACAGUCUGGCACCACAAAAGCCUAAAAACAGUUAUAAGCAGAAUGACAAAAAAUUCAGGGGAGAUCCUGAGCAUUGACCCUAUAGAUUGGUCCAGUCUGCACAAUUAAAACAGAAUAUCACUGCUUUGAUAUCAACAUGUCGUUCACUGCUCCAUGGAGGAAGAAUGUCCAGCACCUUGCCUGCAUUAAACAACUAUUCACUUUUUCUGUUCCAUGUUUUCAUUCUCAUGUUUAGUGAAUGAAUGAACCACUGGGUAUGGCCUGUGGCUCUAUCCAUAAACCCUUUUGAAGAGUGGUAUUAAUGUUUCUGGAUAAUUAACUUGUCACAAUGUGCUAGAUGGUAAACACUUGGCAAUGUUUAAAAAGGGUUCAAUUUAAGUUAAGCUCAAGCAACAGCAUUUGUGGUGUUAUGUUGAUUACCACAAAAAUGUAUUUCAACUCCUUCCCCUUAUUUUUAUUUUUU